Erinaceus europaeus (western European hedgehog) is the source of this 9411-nucleotide messenger RNA. It is a transcript of the gene UNC79, whose product is annotated as unc-79 homolog, NALCN channel complex subunit. NCBI's taxonomy places the organism in Eukaryota, Metazoa, Chordata, Mammalia, Eulipotyphla, Erinaceidae. The transcript has 52 exons. The record is from RefSeq and is a predicted model, not a curated record. Bases 287 to 8437 code for a protein of 2716 amino acids. Gene Ontology annotation, molecular function: protein binding.
GGAACGCACCAAUCAGCGUGAACAUUACCCCAGCUGCUCCUACACUCACUCCUAUCUUUAUCGCCGCCCCCCCCAGCCCUUUCUGUCGUCUUCUUUGCCUCCAUCUUCACUCACCAGUGAGUUACUGACUAAAUUAUUACAUGUCUGGCGCUAAGAAUAAAAAGGAGUUAGCAGACAGUGUGGUGCUGGAGACGGAUAAAUAACAAAUUCCAAUUUUAAGUGGUGUAACUAGAGCGGUCAUUCGUCCUACAAGUGUCAGAGGGUCUGUUAGGAUUGGGGUAGAGAAAUGAGUAAGACACUGUUUCUGCCGUCAAGAAAUGACCAGCCUGCCAUAGGAAAGCACACAGUUGCUUCCAAGAUCCGGUACUUACAAGAGUAUCAUAACCGGGUUCUCCACAAUAUUUAUCCUGUACCUUCAGGAACAGAUAUUGCAAACACCCUGAAAUACUUUUCUCAGACCUUGUUAAGCAUUUUGUCCCGCACAGGGAAGAAGGAGAACCAAGAGGCCUCCAAUUUGACAGUGCCCAUGACCAUGUGUCUUUUUCCUGUGCCAUUCCCACUCACCCCAUCUCUAAGACCGCAGGUCAGUUCCAUCAACCCUACUGUUACUCGCUCCCUCCUUUGCAGCGUCCUGCGAGAUGCUCCCUCUGAACGUGGCCUGCAAAGCCGUGAUGCUCACUUGUCAGACUACCCUUCUUUGGACUACCAAGGCCUCUACGUGACUUUGGUGACUCUCCUGGAUCUAGUCCCUUUACUCCAGCACGGCCAACACGAUCUUGGACAGUCGAUAUUUUAUACCACCACAUGUUUGCUACCCUUUCUCAAUGAUGAUAUUCUGAGCACUUUGCCCUACACGAUGAUAUCGACGUUAGCUGCCUUCCCUCCAUUUCUGCACAAGGAUAUUAUCGAAUAUCUUAGCACAUCUUUUCUACCAAUGGCUAUAUUGGGUUCCUCAAGGAGAGAAGGAGUUCCUGCCCAUGUCAACCUGUCUGCAUCGUCGAUGCUAAUGAUUGCAAUGCAGUACACCUCCAACCCAGUGUAUCAUUGUCAAUUAUUGGAAUGCCUCAUGAAAUAUAAGCAAGAAGUUUGGAAAGACCUUUUGUACGUGAUAGCGUAUGGGCCUUCCCAGGUGAAGCCUCCGGCUGUGCAAAUGCUGUUCCACUACUGGCCCAACCUAAAGCCUCCGGGGGCCAUCAGUGAAUAUCGGGGCCUGCAGUAUACAGCUUGGAACCCCAUCCAUUGCCAGCACGUCGAAUGCCACAAUGCAAUCAACAAGCCGGCCGUGAAGAUGUGCAUAGACCCUUCCCUGUCGGUGGCUCUGGGUGACAAGCCGCCCCCACUCUAUCUCUGUGAAGAAUGCAGCCAGAGGAUUGCCGGGGACCACAGUGAAUGGCUGAUCGAUGUUCUUCUGCCGCAAGCUGAGAUAUCGGCUAUCUGUCAGAAGAAGAACUGCAGCUCUCAUGUCAGGAGAGCCGUGGUCACCUGCUUCUCAGCAGGCUGCUGCGGCCGCCACGGAAACAGGCCCGUCCGAUACUGCAAAAGAUGCCACUCCAACCACCACAGCAGCGAGGUGGGGGCGGCCUCUGAGACCCACCUGUACCAGACCUCCCCGCCUCCCAUCAACACCCGGGAGUGCGGGGCGGAGGAGCUGGUCUGCGCCGUGGAGGCUGUCAUCAGCUUGUUGAAAGAAGCCGAGUUCCACGCGGAGCAGCGGGAGCACGAGCUGAACCGGCGCCGCCAGCUGGGCCUCUCCUGUCCCCACCACUCCCUGGAGAACGCUGACUUUGAUAACAAGGAUGAUGACAAGCACGACCAGCGGCUGCUCAGCCAAUUCGGAAUAUGGUUCUUAGUGAGCCUAUGCACGCCCAGCGAGAACACGCCCACGGAGAGCCUGGCCAGGCUGGUGGCCAUGGUGUUCCAGUGGUUCCACUCCACGGCAUACAUGAUGGAUGACGAAGUUGGCAGUUUGGUGGAGAAACUGAAGCCUCAGUUUGUCACUAAGUGGCUGAAGACAGUGUGUGAUGUCCGCUUUGAUGUCAUGGUCAUGUGCCUUCUUCCCAAACCAAUGGAAUUUGCCAGGGUCGGUGGGUACUGGGAUAAGUCCUGCAGCACAGUGACUCAGCUGAAGGAAGGCCUGAGCCGGAUUCUCUGCCUCAUCCCCUACAACGUGAUCAGCCAGUCGGUGUGGGAGUGUAUCAUGCCCGAGUGGCUGGAGGCUGUCAGGACAGAAGUUCCAGGCAGUCAGCUGAAAGAAUUCAGGGAAGUAUUAAGCAAAAUGUUUGACACCGAGCUCUGUCCCCUGCCUUUUUCAAUGGAAGAGAUGUUUGGCUUCAUCAGCUGUCGGUUCACAGGAUACCCGUCGUCAGUGCAAGAACAAGCGUUACUCUGGCUUCAUGUAUUGUCCGAGUUAGACAUCAUGGUUCCACUUCAACUGCUCAUAAGUAUGUUUUCUGAUGGAGUUAAUUCUGUCAAAGAACUGGCAAAUCAAAGAAAAUCAAGAGUCAGUGAACUGGCGGGGAACCUUGCUGCUCGAAGGGUGAGCGUGGCCUCUGACCCUGGCCGCCGAGCUCCGCACAACAUGCUGAGUCCCUUCCACAGCCCCUUCCAGAGUCCGUUCCGGAGUCCCGUGCGCAGUCCGUUCCGGAGUCCUUUCAAGAAUUUUGGACACCCAGGAGGACGGACUAUUGAUUUUGAUUGCGAAGAUGAUGAAAUGAACCUGAAUUGUUUCAUCCUCAUGUUUGAUCUUCUCCUGAAGCAGAUGGAGCUGCAAGAUGAUGGGCUCACCAUGGGUCUGGAGCACAGUCUAUCAAAGGACAUCAUCUCCAUCAUAAACAGCGUCUUCCAGGCCCCCUGGGGGGGCUCCCACACCUGCCACAAGGAGAGAGUGGCGGCCGAGUGUAGCCUGUGCCAGUCCAGCAUCCUCUGCUACCAGCUCGCCUGUGAGCUGCUGGAGAGACUGGCCCCCAAAGAAGAGAGCCGGCUGGUGGAGCCCACGGACAGCCUCGAGGACAGCCUCCUGUCUUCCAGACCAGAGUUUCUCACAGGCCCUGAAGGCGAGGAGGAUGAGAACCCGGCCAUCAGGCAAGGGGAGAGCCCAGGCAACUGUGCCGAGCUCACGGAGCCUGCGGCAACAAAGAACGACACAGGAAGGAAGUUCUGCUAUCAACAGCUUCCGGUGACUUUGAGACUAAUAUACACCAUUUUCCAGGAAAUGGCUAAGUUUGAAGAGCCAGACAUUCUCUUUAAUAUGCUGAAUUGCCUGAAGAUUCUCUGUCUACACGGAGAAUGUUUAUACAUCGCCAGGAAAGACCACCCUCAGUUUCUAGCAUACAUGCAGGAUCACAUGUUGAUCGCAAGCCUGUGGAGAGUCGUCAGAUCCGAGUUCUCCCAGUUGUCUUCGCUGGCAGUCCCUCUCCUUCUCCAUGCUUUGUCACUUCCUCAUGGUGCUGACAUCUUCUGGACAAUCAUAAAUGGCAACUUCAACAGCAAAGACUGGAAGAUGAGGUUUGAAGCAGUGGAAAAAGUGGCUGUAAUCUGUAGAUUUCUGGACAUCCACUCAGUGACCAAAAACCACCUGCUGAAGUACUCCCUGGCUCACGCCUUCUGCUGCUUCCUGACGGCUGUGGAGGAUGUCAACCCCGCGGUGGCGACAAGGGCCGGCCUCCUGCUGGACACCAUCAAGAGGCCCGCGUUGCAGGGUCUGUGUCUUUGUCUGGACUUCCAGUUUGAUACGGUGGUUAAGGACCGACCCACAAUACUGAGCAAGCUGUUACUCUUGCAUUUUCUGAAGCAAGAUAUUCCUGCUCUGAGCUGGGAGUUCUUUGUCAACAGAUUUGAGACUCUUUCUCUGGAAGCCCAGCUACAUUUGGACUGUAACAAAGAGUUUCCUUUCCCUACAACGAUCACUGCUGUCAGGACCAAUAUCGCCAACCUCAGUGACACGGCUCUGUGGAAGAUCAAGAGGGCACGCUUCGCAAGGAACCGGCAGAAGAGCGUGCGCUCGCUGAGAGACAGUGUGAAGGGGCCGGCCGAGUCCAAGAGGGCUCUUUCCCUCCCGGAGACCCUGACCUCCAAAAUCCCUGUGAGGUUGACCAGGCAUGAGCAGUCUGCUCCAGCUCUCGGUGGGACACCUGACCAGACGCCAGGACAACAGUCCCCCGAGAAUGACAACACCAUCAAGGACCUGCUCCCCGAAGACGCUGGCAUCGACCACCAGACGGUCCACCAGCUGAUCACAGUGCUCAUGAAGUUUAUGGCCAAGGACGAGAGCAGCGCGGAGUCUGACAUCAGCAGCGCCAAGGCCUUCAACACGGUCAAGAGGCACCUGUAUGUCUUACUUGGCUACGACCAACAGGAAGGCUGCUUCAUGAUCGCUCCUCAAAAAAUGCGCCUCUCAACAUGCUUUAACGCAUUUAUCGCAGGAAUUGCUCAAGUUAUGGACUAUAACAUUAACUUGGGAAAACAUCUCCUCCCCCUGGUGGUUCAGGUGCUCAAAUACUGCUCUUGUCCUCAACUGCGGCAUUAUUUCCAACAGCCACCCCGCUGCUCCCUCUGGUCCCUAAAACCGCACAUCCGGCAGAUGUGGUUGAAGGCUCUGCUUGUCAUCCUUUACAAGUAUCCGUACCGAGACUGUGAGAUCAGCAAGGUCCUGCUGCACCUGAUCCACAUCACAGUCAAUACUCUCAAUGCUCAGUACCAUAGCUGCAAGCCCCACGCCGCUGCCGCAGGGCCCUUGUACAGUGACAACAGUAACAUAAGCAGAUACAGCGAAAAGGAGAGAGAAGAAGAUAGUGUUUUUGAUGAAUCUGAUAUUCAUGACACACCUACUGGACCCUGCAGUAAAGAGUCUCAGACUUUGUUUGCAAGACUGAAAAGGAUAGGCGGCAGCAAAAUGGUGAAAUACCGGCCGGUUGAGAUGAGUGUUCAGAGAAGUGAAAUAGAGCUGGCUGAAUAUAGAGAAGCGGGUACAUUGCAAGACAGCAUUCUGCACUGUGUGAGAGAAGAAAGCGUUCAGAAAAAAAAGCUGCGCUCUUUAAAACAAAAAUCUCUUGAUAUAGGGAACGCAGACUCGCUCUUGUUUUCAUUAGACGAGCACCGUAGGAAGUCCUGCAUAGACCGCUGCUGUGACAUAGACAGAGCCGCCCAGGCUGCCUAUAUCCUGCCCAGACAGCCCGACCCAGGACAUCCCCGGCAGGACUCAGCUACGCGGCCUGACGGCUCUGAGGUCCCUGAGAACCCAGCCCUGGGAGGCUUUCCAGAAGCCCGGAGGCCUGUGAUUCCGGAAGUGAGGCUGAACUGUAUGGAGACGUUCGAGGUGGAAGUGGAUUCUCCCGUGAGACCCGUCCCCAAAGAGGAUUUGGAUCUGAUAGACUUGUCCUCAGACUCAACCUCAGGGCCCGAAAAACAAUCUGUGCUCUCCAUGUCGGACAGCGACUCUCUGCUGUUUGAGCCGCUUCCGCCUCUGCGCAUAGUGGAGAGUGAUGAAGAGGAGAACAUGGAGCAGGGGGACGAGGGUGCCCCUGGCCUGGACACCGUGUCCCCCCCGCCCCUCCCCAGCCACCCCUCAGUCCUCAGCCUGAGUACAAGUCCCCUGGUGCAAGUCAGUGUGGAGAAUUGUUCCAGGGACUUCUCUUCCAAAGACUCAGGGAACAGUCUGUCGGCGGGCGACCUGGAUGCCAUACUCAUCGGCCUGGAAGACCCCUCAGACUCUGAGGAGCUCUCCAAGUCUGAGGAGCCUCAGGACUUCUCCUCCGGCAGCCCCCUGACACUCAAACAGAAACGAGACCACCUCCAGAAGUCUUUUGCUCUCCCGGAGACAUCGCUGGAUGACAACCCCGAGCCCAGCACCGAGGAGAGGCUCGGUGGGCAGACGCCAAGUUCAGGGGCCAAAACCGUCCUCCUCAUGCUUCCUGAUGACACCGAGGCCCCCACGGGUGGGGAGAAGCCCGACAUCAGUGCCAACUUAGACAUGGAGCAGAAUUCCCAGAGGAAGGUGGGGGAGGAGGGAGCCGAGGAAUCGGAAUUUAAGAUCCAGAUUGUUCCCAGGCAGAGGAAGCAGAGAAAGAUCGCCGUGAGUGCCAUCCAGAGGGAGUACCUGGACAUCUUCAACAUCCCAGACAGACUGGCAGAGCAGGACCCAGAUCCUUCUACGAAAGGACUUUCAGCUUUGGAAAUGCCUCGAGAGUCCUCCUCUGCCCCGACGUUAGAAGCAGGCCUUCCUGAAGCAAGUGGCCACCCAGUAUCAACUCAGUAUAGGCAGAUGAAAAGGGGAUCCCUGGGAGCCCUGACAAUGAGCCAGUUAAUGAAGCGGCAGCUGGAGCACCAGUCUAGCGCUCCCCAUAGCAUCAGCAGCUGGGACACUGAACAGGUACAGCCUGGGAAACGGCAGUGUAACGUGCCGGUGUGCCUGAACCCUGACUUGGAGGGGCAGCCGCUGAGGACGAGAGGUGCCACCAAGUCCAGCUUGCUGUCCGCGCCCAGCAUAGUCAGCAUGUUUGUGCCGGUCCCCGAGGAGUUCACAGAUGAGCAGCCUGCGGUGAUGACAGACAAGUGCCACGACUGCGGGGCCGUCCUUGAGGAGUAUGACGAGGAGACGUUGGGGCUGGCCAUUGUGGUCCUGUCCACCUUCAUCCACUUGAGCCCAGACUUGGCGGCCCCGCUGCUACUGGACAUCAUGCAGUCGGUGGGCAGGUUGGCAUCCAGCACGACCUUUUCUAAUCAAGCAGAAAGCAUGAUGGUUCCUGGCAACGCGGCAGGGGUGGCCAAACAGUUCUUGCGCUGUAUCUUCCAUCAGCUGGCCCCCAACGGCAUCUUUCCACAGCUCUUCCAGAGCACCAUCAAAGAUGGGAGCUUUCUGCGGACCUUAGCCACGUCGCUGAUGGACUUCAAUGAGCUGAGCUCCGUUGCUGCUCUCAGUCAGCUUCUGGAGGGUCUAAAUAACAAAAAGAAUUUACCAGCAGGGGGCGCUAUGAUCCGCUGUUUGGAAAACAUUGCUACCUUCAUGGAAGCCUUGCCCAUGGACUCUCCUAGCAGCCUCUGGACCACAGUCAGCAACCAGUUUCAGACAUUUUUUGCCAAGCUGCCUUGUGUUUUGCCCCUGAAGUGUUCUUUAGACUCCAGUUUGAGAAUUAUGAUUUGCCUCUUGAAGAUCCCCUCUACCAAUGCCACAAGGAGUUUGCUGGAACCUUUUUCCAAACUGCUCAGCUUUGUGAUCCAGAACGCGGUCUUCACGCUAGCCCACCUGGUGGAGGUGUGCGGCUUGUGUUGCAGGGCCUUCACUAAGGAGCGGGACAAGUUCUACUUAUCUCGUAGUGUGGUUCUAGAACUCCUGCAGGCACUGAAGCUUAAAUCCCCUCUACCUGACACAAACCUCCUUCUGCUUGUCCAGUUUAUUUGUGCAGAUGCUGGGACCAAGCUAGCUGAGUCCACCAUCCUGAGCAAGCAAAUGAUCGCCUCUGUGCCCGGGUGCGGGACGGCGGCCAUGGAGUGCGUGCGGCAGUACAUCGGCGAAGUGCUGGACUUCAUGGCAGAUAUGCACACGCUAACCAAACUCAAGAGCCACAUGAAGGCGUGCUCCCAGCCCUUGCAUGAAGACACCUUUGGCGGGCACCUCAAGGUGGGGCUGGCCCAGAUCGCGGCCAUGGAGAUCUCCCGGGGCAACCACAGGGACAACAAGGCUGUGGCUCGCUACCUGCCCUGGCUCUACCACCCGCCUUCUGCCAUGCAGCAAGGGCCCAAGGAGUUCAUCGAGUGUGUCUCCCACAUCCGCUUGCUGUCCUGGCUACUGCUCGGCUCCCUGACCCACAAUGCAGUGUGCCCCAAUGCCUCCUCGCCCUGCCUGCCCAUCCCGCUGGACGCAGGCUCCCACAUCGCAGACCAUCUGAUUGUCAUCUUGAUUGGAUUUCCAGAGCAAUCAAAGACUUCUGUGCUGCACAUGUGCUCCCUGUUCCACGCAUUUAUCUUCGCUCAGCUCUGGACUGUAUACUGCGAGCAAAGUGCCGUUGCCACCAAUGUCCAGAGUCAGAAUGAAUUCAGCUUCACCGCCAUCCUGACCGCGCUGGAGUUCUGGAGCAGGGUGACACCCAGCAUCUUGCAGCUCAUGGCCCACAACAAAGUGAUGGUGGAGAUGGUGUGUCUGCAUGUCAUCAGUCUGAUGGAGGCUUUGCAGGAAUGCAACUCCACAAUAUUUGUCAAGCUGAUACCUAUGUGGCUGCCCAUGAUUCAGUCAAACAUCAAGCACCUCUCGGCCGGCCUCCAGCUUCGCCUGCAGGCCAUCCAGAGCCACGUCAACCACCACAGCCUAAGGACACUGCCCGCCUCGGCCCAGAGCAGCGCCAGCCUGGCCGCCCUGCGCAAGUGGCUGCAGUGUGCCCAGUUCAAGAUGGCCCAGGUGGAGAUCCAGUCCUCCGAGGCGGCCUCACAGUUCUACCCUCUGUGAGCUGGCUCCGCACGCGCGGCGGACACACUCGGAUUAGCAAUAAUGGGUCCAAGACAACGGGAUCCACGCACGUUGGGGACACACUGGUACUGUCCUUUCUCUUCCUAGUUCAGUAGAAGACCACAGAGGCCGGAGGGCCCAGACUAAACAAAACGAAACAAAAACGAAGCUUUCUUGCUACACGUAUUUCUGAUGACACCUUGGGCUAUCUGAUUAAGUGUUUCCUUACAUUAUUUUUUAAAAAACCAAAUCAUUUUUCUUUAACUAACUUCUAUUUUUUUUAAGAAAAAAAAUAGACUGGUGGGUACUCUCAGAAAAGUUGUAUAAGUCCCCCUGUUGCUAUUUUUGAUGAUAGAGAAUAAAUAGGGUUUUUGAAACCUUUGUAGUGUUUUUUCUUAAACUCCACUCUUGGCAAUGCAAUAAAAAAAAACCUGUCACCAGAAGCCAGUGACACUUGACUGAAGCUUUUUGUCAUUUCCCUGGGACAAGUGGCAGCUUUGCAAGGACCGUUACAAAGUGCACUUAGAACUUAGGUGGUCAAACUGUGCCAACUGUUUUCUUUGUUUAUAAAAAUCAUUUUCCAGAACUGUCCAGUAAGUUUUCUUAUUUUUAAAGGUCGUUUUUCCAAAUCAUUAGUUCUAGGCUGUACUUGUAAGCUUUCUGAUAACCACUUUAGUUUUGUGAAUAAUAAAUUUUAUCCUUUUGUUAACACUUGUAUACAACUCGAUUUAAACCUGUAGCUUGCAUACUGGACCAGAUGAAUCCCCACGCCGGCACAGAGGAGCUAUGUUUCCUAAAGGAGCCUCCAUAUCUGAGAGCAGCAAGACCUCUCAGCACUUAGACCCUUAGAGCACCUGACUGUGCUCACUAGCGAACUCUCUCCUCUCUCUCUCCCUGUGACGCACCGGCUGGAAAGGAGACUCGGUGCGCACCCAAGCUGUGUAUUGACAUGCCAUUAAAUACAGUUUUUAUUA